AUGGCAACAAGUACAAAUAAUGUAAAAGAUGGUUUUCAAUCAGAACACCCUUUUGUUUUAAUUAUAGAACAACCAAAAAAACAUGUUCUAUUUCAAUGUGAAACUGCACCAAUACUGGAAGAAGAAGUUGUCCAGGGUGUGAAUUACACUUCAGGAGUUUGGCAAUCAUAUCCAAGUAUCAAGAUUGUUGGUUAUCAAGGAAAUGUUGGAAUUUUAGUAACAUGUGUUAUGAAAGAUCAAAAAAAUGGAAAAUAUAGUUCACAUCCACAUCAUGUUAUUAAUGUCGCUAAUGUAAAUGAAACAGGAUUUACAUAUGCCUUAAUUAUGCGUGAAAAAAUGGAAAUUGAUCCAUUCAAAGCUGGGUUUGAGCAUAAAAAUAGUCCAAAUAAAAUUGAUUUAAAUUCAUUAAGAUUAUGCUUUCAAGUAUUUUUAAUAGAUGAAGAGGAAACAAAAUCAUUGACACCAGUUGUUACUAAUGUCAUAUACAACAAAAGCCAAUCUCCUGUUAUUUAUAAUUUUAGUCCAACAAUUGGAUCGUCACUUGGAGGCACACAAGUAACAUUGGUUGGUGAUAACAUCAGUAAAAAUGAUAAAGUUGUUAUGUUUGAAGUAAAUCAAAAUGGUAAACGAGUUUGGGAAGGAGUUUCAAGCUUUAGACAAUCUGAUCUUAUUAAAAAAUCGGCUGUUACAUUUUUAACACCAGCAUAUGAAAGAGUAAUUCAGCAGCCAGUUGAUGUUUAUGUUGAAUUAAGAAAAUCAGAUGGUGAAACAAGUGAAGCUUGGCCUUUUACAAUUCAUCCAGAAGGUCUAGAUGGUUCAAUACCUUUAAAACGAGCUCAACAAACAUUCCAAGAAAUAAAUGAUUCAUUGCACUUCACAAAUAUAUGCUGUAAGUAUUUGGUUUUUUUUUUUUCGCUGUUGAUUUUCUUUACGAGUUUUUGUCAAUCCAUGUACCUUCUGUUAUAUAAAAAUAUUACAUACACACAUUCAAUGAGUGUUAUAUAUUUAUAUAUUUUUUAUUAA
Messenger RNA from Aphidius gifuensis, 1023 nucleotides. Its product is annotated as embryonic polarity protein dorsal-like. Bases 1 to 1023 code for a protein of 340 amino acids. Gene Ontology annotation, biological process: non-canonical NF-kappaB signal transduction; response to cytokine; canonical NF-kappaB signal transduction. The record is from RefSeq and is a predicted model, not a curated record. The transcript is spliced from 6 exons. Lineage: Eukaryota; Metazoa; Arthropoda; Insecta; Hymenoptera; Braconidae. Gene Ontology annotation, cellular component: cytoplasm. Gene Ontology annotation, molecular function: DNA binding; DNA-binding transcription factor activity.